Pollicipes pollicipes is the source of this 3529-nucleotide messenger RNA. RefSeq lists its product as uncharacterized. The record is from RefSeq and is a predicted model, not a curated record. The coding region runs from base 437 to 778 and encodes 113 amino acids. The transcript is spliced from 2 exons. Lineage: Eukaryota; Metazoa; Arthropoda; Thecostraca; Pollicipedomorpha; Pollicipedidae.
GUCGCCAGCGACGCCACGCCCGAGAUCUGGCCUAGGGGCACGUCGAGGGCCGGACUCUGGGAGCGGUGCAUGCCGGCCUGGCGACGCAUUGGACGGAGUGGGCGAGGCGGCAAACCCAUUGGAUCACGCAAGACGACGAAGGCGGGCCGAACCAGUUGGGAGGUGUCGAGAGUCAAUAAAAUAUCAUGCGAGGGGCUCCGGAGGACAGUACAGUGCCAGUGAGUGCGCCCGACGCCUACAGCGGCAUCUUGAGGCCGACCCUCCGAGGCCCCAGCUCACAGCACCCGGCUGUGAUAUUCGUCACGGCGUACGACGGUCACCGACGACGGCGCACACGAUCUGGUUCCUAAUGUGAAAGGUCUCCACGUUAAUCAAACACGUGAUUGAAAACUGCACUGGGACACGGCAAGCAGUUUCAAACACGCCAACACGCCGAAUGCGGGAUCGCCAGGCCGGGCCGCUGAAGCUGCAGAACCUGCGACUGCGGGAUCGCCAGGCCGAGCCGCUGAAGCUGCAGAACCUGCGACUGCGGGAUCGCCAGGCCGGGCCGCUGAAGCUGCAGAACCUGCGACUGCGGGAUCGCCAGGCCGGGCCGCUGAAGCUGCAGAACCUGCGACUGCGGGAUCGCCAGGCCGGGCCGCUGAAGCUACAGAACCUGCGACUGCGGGUUCGCCAGACCGGGCCGCUGAAGCUGCAGAACCUGCGACUGCGAGAUCGCCAGGCCGGGCCGCUGAAGCUGCAGAACCUGCGAUUGGUUGGUCUGCUACUUCACUCGUAAUAAGUAAAUCUACGGAAACAGUAAUGACUUACUGCACACGCCUGUCCGGCCAAGUCUUGCGCAAUCCCAGACAUGCCGCGGUAGCACGUUGUUUGAGGUUUUUAUCUAUUAAGGCUAACUAAAUCUCUUAGAUAUAAUCGAAAACAUCUGAACACAUUUCUGAAGCAGCCGCAAAAAAUACUCAUACGAUAUAAUGUGAAGUGAUUUGUUCGGAAAAUUGAGAUAAGUGGGUUCGAAAACUGUUGCCCAUGUUGCCCAGUUUGAAAUCUCGGGACCUUUUACACGCGGGCACGUUUAGACGGGAUUUGAGCUGUUAAGUGACUGUUCCGCACAUGUUGAACCUGUAUUUUACAGCGCACACCUAGGUGUAGGAACAGGUUGACUACGGCGUCUAGGCCCACACAUUUUUUUAAAUUGAUUUUUGUAAGUUAACAACAAUCCGCCCCUACAGAUGACUUGGAGCACUUUUGGCCCUAUUCUUCGUAACAUCUCCAAACCUUUGAGCGCAAGCAGGAUUCUAUAGCAAGCGCAAGCGCAGUUCAGUGUUCUCUUGAAAGCAUCAGUGAUAAACUGUGUGUUUAAACACGCCCAGUGUUCAGUGAUCGUUCAGUCCAGUCGAAAAGCCCACAUCAAACAAUGAUGAUCACAGAUGCUGUAUUCAUUUCCAAGUUCAGUGGUCCCAUACUUAAGAGGACAGAGUGUCCGCGUCCAAAGCAAGGGCAAGGUCGAGCAAGGGCACGCUCAGCUGCUGCCUUCGCUGAAUGCCCGCGGGAGGCCUCCGAGCCGGAGACUCUUCUCAGCGCCACCCAGUAGGGCGGCGCUGAGAUACACCGGAUACAUCUCACCGGAUACACCGGAUACACAUCACCGGAUACACCUUUUUUCUUUGAAUACGGUGGGCCGAUGAUAGCUGGAUGCGUAGUGCCGAGCGAAAUACGACAGUGAAUGUUCUUAUAACACAAACAUAUUCAGCUACCAAAAGCAUUUGUCGAUACACAAAUGAUUGAAUUCAUCUACAGACAUACAACAGCGUGCUGUGCGCCAUGCGGGUGGCUCACUCUCGAACCAAGCUUGUCGCGAACAGACGUGUCGAUGGAAUAUCUAAGCAUCCAGCUUCAGGACAUUGUGAAGUACCUGGUUCGCCACUUCGUACCAACGUGGCUCCACGUAGCGGAAAGUGGCUCAUACUUCAGUGGACAAAAGGACAUGCUGCAUUCUCCGAAGCUCCUGCGGUCACUUCCAGACCACAUGCAGAAUAUAGCACAGUCCAACACGGAGAGAAAAGUGUGCUGGUUUCAUCCCGAAGUUGUGGUUUUAGCGAUGAAGAUUGACAAGGAUGCAGAGAUCAGAGCCCAGGCCGAUGCGGAGAUAAGAGCCCAGGCCGAUGCAAAGAUCAGGACCCAGGCCGGUGCAGAACUGAUCAGAGCCCAGGCCGAUGCAGAGAUCAGAACCCAGACCGAUGCAGAGAUCAGAGCUCAGGCCGAUGCAGGGACCAGACCCCAGGCCAUAAAGCGUAUAAAAAAAUGCUGCUUUGAGCGCCAUGGAAAUGGUUGCGUGUUCACUCUGGCAGGUAGCGACGCUUGCGAACAAUUGUUCAGCUGGGAUGUAAAGCUGGUGACAGAGCAGCAACUGACAAACUGUUGGAAUGGAUGGGAGCUAAGAGACAUCGAAAGAAUCCGGCCUGAGAUGAAAAUAUAACCUGCCCACACUCAGACCGUCGAGAGGGCGGCCCGAGUGGUGCCAGAAACCUCCAGUGGUCACCAAGGGACCCUUCGGCCCCCUCAGGGCCUACGAUUAAUGGCCCGAUCUGAGGGCCCGAACAGCCCAGAAGGCCGGCCGGAGGUUGUAUUUAGAGGUACGACCCGCAGGGCUGGCACUCCUAAGCCAGCCAAGAGCAUUGGAGAAAAGUAGAGAAACUAUCAUUUAUACCGCUGGAUGAGAGCAAUGAUGAUAUCAUAAUAUUGCAUAUGGCUGGUGGAGGCUGGGCUUGUAAUAUUUCAAACAAUAUUUUAAGAACUUGAAAAGCAUGGUAUCCCGUACCAAAUCAUCGCCGGGCACCACGUUCUACACCUGAUGAAGCACCCUAGUUUCCAGGGCCUGACCAGUGACCCUCACGCCUGAGACUUCCUUACCCGCCCGUUACGGUCUGUACCCGUACCCACGCUUCCUUACCCGCCCAAUACCCAUGGUACUGUACCCGUACCCACCCUUUCUUACCCGUCCGUUACCCAUGGUACUGUACCCGUACCCACCCUUUCUUACCCGUCCGUUACCCAUGGUACUGUACCCGUACCCACCCUUUCUUACCCGUCCGUUACCCAUGGUACUGUACCCGUACCCACCCUUUCUUACCCGUCCGCUGCCCAUGGUGCUGUACCCGUACCCACCCUUUCUUACCCGUCCGUUGCCCAUGGUGCUGUACCCGUACCCACGCUUCCUUACCCGCCCAUUACCCAUGGUACUGUACCCGUACCCACACUUUCUUACCCGUCCGUUGCCCAUGGUACUGUACCCGUACCCACCCUUUCUUACCCGUCCGUUGCCCAUGGUGCUGUACCCGUACCCACCCUUUCUUACCCGUCCGUUGCCCAUGGUGCUGUACCCGUACGCACGCUUCCUUACCCGCCCAUUACCCAUGGUACUGUACCCGUACCCACACUUUCUUACCCGCCCGUUACCCAUGGUACUGUACCCGUACCCACCCUUUCUUACCCGUCCGUUGCCCACGGUGCUGUACCCGUACCCACGCUU